UGAUGAGAUGCAGAUGUUGUCGGGAGCGCCAGCCAAAAGAUCUGGUGGCAAAGAGGCAUCCUCUACGAAGCAUCAUGAAAAAAAGAUAUCCGAAUGUGUAGAACUUGAGGAAAAGGACGUCACUUCUGUCGACUCUGCUGCCGUCCCUAUCGAGACUACUGUUGUUGAAUGUGAGCCCGCAAAUGCAGAGCAUCAAGGAACUGCCAAGUCUGAAAAGAAGUCAUCAGAUUCGAAGAAGAAAAGAGGUAAGAAAAAGUCGGAGUCGUCUCCAGGGCAUCGAAAACCGUCUUUGGAGGCACAGGAGCCCGUGAUCCCACCAGACAGUACAGCUAGCGCUUCAAAGAGAGAGGAGGAGGAAGAAGUAAUGGAAUUCAAAGAAGGUGGAGCAGAACACUCCGUUGAUGCUCUAAUGACCUCAGCUUCAGACUCUCCAGUUCCACUAGGAGGAAUUCAAGAAAAAGUUAAAGCAGCAAAGAAGUCACCAACUCCUUCGGAUAAGAGGAGGAACAAAGGAACUUCAGAGUCGUCGUCCCUGAAUAUGGAAGCAACCGCAGAUCCACUAGAGGCUCACGAAUUCCAUGCAAUGUCAUCGGAGCAUUUAAAAGGCAAAGGGUCUGCUAUCAAGCGAAAACGUGACAAGGAACCAGUGGGACCUGUGCAAACUAAGGAAGAGGAAUUUUCGAACAUAGCAGCUGGAACUGCAUCGUCAACUAUGGAGUCUCCUGUUCCUCCAAAUACGGAAACAGAGUCCCCACAAGAAGGGCAGAAGCCACCAACUAAGAAAUCAACCGACAAUGUGGAGAAAGGAAAGAAAACAAAGACAAAACUUCUAGAGGCUUCGGCUAAACAGAAGACCAGUAACCAGCAGCGAUGCAGUGUUUCAUCCACCACCAAACCCAAAGCUUCAAAAGAAUCAAGCAGGCAAACUACCGAGGCGAGUUUGGAAGCUGAAGAAUCUGGAAUGACUUUCGCUACCGCUGAUUUGCCUGAGCAGGCUGAAGUAUUGAAACCGGGAAAACGCCGAAGAGGAAAGGAAUCAAAGCCUGCCAAGGAGGUGGGUGAAAGAAACAUUUCAACAAAGAAGGCAGAGACAUCAACUCUGUCGAAGGACUCGGAUAUCAGUGAAGUCAAGUGA
Messenger RNA from Hydatigera taeniaeformis, 1135 nucleotides. Lineage: Eukaryota; Metazoa; Platyhelminthes; Cestoda; Cyclophyllidea; Taeniidae. The record is from the annotation of a GenBank genome assembly.